UCUGAGAGAAGGAGAAGAAAAACAGGAGGAGGUUUGUUUUGCUUCAGAGAAGCUGCUGGGUUCCGUCAACAUAUUUCUUUCUGUAAACUGGGAGGCAGGCGGUGGAUUUAACGCUUUAAUCAGAGAAAACCAGCGAGAAGCAGCCGAACCUGUCUGCUUUGAUCCGAACCAGAGCUGCUGAAACUGGCACAGGAUGACUGCCUAUCGUUGGUGGAUCGUCCAUCUUCUCCUCUUCACCUCCACCUCUGCUCGCAGUGACUUCUUUACCUCCAUUGGUCAGAUGACAGACCUGCUGUUCAUGGAGAAGGACCUGGUCAUGUCACUGAAGGACUACAUCAGAGCAGAGGAGGACAAACUGCAGCAAAUCAGAAGGUGGGCGGAUAAACUGGAAGCCCUCUCAGCUGCUGCCACUGAGGAUCCUGAAGGUUUUCUGGGUCAACCGGUAAAUGCCUUCAAACUAAUAAAAAGACUCAACACAGAGUGGACGGAGCUAGAGAGCCUUGUCCUGAUGGACAUGUCUGAUGUGUUCGUCUCCAACCUGACCAUCCAGAGGCAGAACUUUCCCAGUGAUGACGACCAGACCGGAGCUGCUAAAGCUCUGAUGAGGCUACAGGACACCUACCAGCUGGACACCGACACCAUCUCCACUGGUCAGCUAGCGGGUUUGUUCUCCGUCACGCCCGCGCACCUCACUCUUACGGUAGAUGACUGCUACGACCUUGGGAAGGUGGCGUACUCGGAGGCGGACUACUACCACACGGAGCUGUGGAUGGCUCAGGCCCUCAAGCAGCUGGACCAGGGGGAGACGUCCAGCACUGUGGAUGCUGUCGCCAUCCUGGACUACCUGAGCUACUCUGUGUAUCAGCAGGGGGGGCUGCGGAGAGCCCUGGACUUCACUAAGCAGCUGCUAGAACUCGACCCAACUCACCAAAGAGCCAACGGCAACCUGAAGUACUUUGAGUAUCAGCUGUCCAAACAGAAAAAGGUGGAGGGCAGGGAGGAUGAGGAGCAGCAGAAACAGAGGAAGGAGAGUCAAGGUCGCCAUGACGACUACUUGCCCGAGAGGAACAAGUACGAGAAACUGUGUCGCAGUGAAGGCAUCCGGAUGACCCCUCGAAGGCAGAGCCGCCUCUUCUGCCGUUACUACGACAAUGGCCGCCACCCAAGGUUUGUAAUUGGUCCGGUGAAACAGGAAGAUGAGUGGGACCGGCCCCACAUUGUCCGCUACCAUGAUGUUGUAUCUGAAAAUGAGAUGGAGAAGGUGAAGGAGCUGGCCAAACCCAGGCUGCGUCGAGCCACCGUCUCCAACCCCAUCACCGGAGUUCUGGAGACGGCCCAAUAUCGCAUCAGUAAAAGACGUGCAACAGUUCAUGAUCCUCAGACAGGAAAAUUGACCACAGCUCAUUACAGAGUCUCCAAGAGUGCUUGGCUCGCAGCAUUUGAACAUCCAGUCGUGGAUACAAUCAACCAGAGGAUCGAGGACAUCACGGGCUUGGAUAUCAGCACAGCUGAGGACCUGCAGGUGGCGAACUACGGGAUUGGAGGACAGUAUGAGCCUCACUUUGACUUUGGACGGAAAGACGAGCCGGAUGCAUUUGAGGAGCUGGGCACCGGGAACCGGAUCGCCACGUGGCUGCUCUAUAUGAGCGACGUGCAGGCAGGGGGCGCCACCGUCUUCACUGAUAUCGGUGCCUCUGUGAAGCCCAAAAAGGGCACAGCGGUGUUCUGGUACAAUCUGCACCGCAGUGGCGAGGGAGACUAUCUGACCCGACACGCCGCUUGUCCGGUUCUGCUGGGAAACAAAUGGGUUUCCAACAAAUGGAUCCAUGAACGAGGACAGGAGUUCAGGAGACGCUGUGGUCUCCUGGAGUCCGACUGACCUCUGACUGUGCCACCAACACUCCUUCAGAUCCGAUUUCUUCCUCUGAUUCUCUGCAGCUGCUAAACUUAACCGCUCAUCCGAUCAGACACUGUUGUUAUCUUUGUUGUGUGCGUUGUUGUGUUUCUGAUGUGUUUAUAAGGCUCCAUCUGUUAGCAAACUCUUGGUGUCAAGAACAAAGAACAUUAGUGUUUCUUUUCCAUCAUAAACAUUCAGUUUGUUUGAGGAAACACUAUAAAAACCCGUCUGAGCUCCGUUCAAAAACGAGUGUCAGAAUUAGUUUCACAUCCUCACAGCUGCUUGGCUCAGUUGGAAUUAUUUUAAAACCUGAAAAUUUUCACGGUCAAUUUAAAAUUAUGGUGUGUAACGGAGAAAUCAGAGUAACCCCUGUGCCAAGCUAGUUCAUGUUUAACUGCGAUAGAAACAGAAAAGUCCCAGUUUAAAGGUCCAAUAAGUAAGCAGACAGUGUCUAAAGUUACCAUCAUGUUGGAAGGAAGGUUAUAUUGAAACAGAUUUCCUUCUCUGCCGGUUAGGAGGGGGGCUGUCAGUUUUCUCCUCUCCAAAAGGGACAUAGGCCCAAUCCCAAUACUCGCACUUCCACACUUGCGCCCUUCAAUUCCCAUCCAGGUGUGUGAGUAUGUCGGGUGUCCCAAUUCUCCAGUGUGGAAGUUGACCACUCCUCUUUUGCACCCUUGAUCUCCACCACCCAAAUCCGCACUGAUGCAGACUUGAGUGGUGUAUUACCCACAAUACAUUGCUGCGGGAGAAAAGGCACAAGUGCCUUUUCUGAAAAUAUGUAUUUUCAAAUUAAAGUAGUCCAUUUUAGGAUGAUAUUUAGAUAAAGCAGCAAUGAAUGUUAUUUUUUUUAAUAAUUGUUUGGUUGUUUGUUUAAAAGUUGUUAAUAAAGUUUUUUUUUUUGAAAAAGUAGCACAGCAGAACCCCAGCAUGCGUUGCGGUCGAUGACGCAAUGCUCCCCGUCCCAAUUCAGCAAUUAUCACACUCUCGAAGUCUUACAGUGCACUUCCUCCAAAUGCACUUCACAGAAGACCGUAGGGUGCAUUGCUAGUAUUGGGAUUAGGCCUUACUCAUGGUUUACAAUAUGUACCGCCACCAUGUUUCCUGGUUCCAGAGCCAAUCAUAUGUGAGACCACAAAGUUGCCAAGUCUUCAACACAAACACUGCUUCAGUUAAUGCUGCUGUGCUGGUAUUUGUAAUUCAACUAUGACAAGCAAAAGUAGCAGAGUUGUAGAAAUAAAUGGAAGCCAGUGAACAGGAGCGACCCAGAAGUUAUUUCUUGUACCCCUAAGAAGACACGACAUCCUUUUGUUUUACUCUAAUAUCGGAGCAAGAAUGCUAGAGGCCAACAUUGAGCUAACAAAACUAACAGUGAAUUAGAAGCAAAUGGUCAGCUCAAGCUACUUUUUUCAACCAACAACUCGUUAUUACAGUGAAAUGUAUGUGUGAAGUGAAUAAUGAGUCAAUUGUGGUGUUUUACUCCCUUAAAGCUGCAUUCCAGAGUUUUCCCCUUUCAUAAAUGAUAUGAUUUUUCUGAAAUCCGUAAAAGUGAUUAUCUCAUCAUGUACUGUGAUAAAAUGUAAGCAAUACGUCUUUUUUUUUGCUAACCACGCCCCCUGCCCCGCAGAGCGCCGUGCAAUAGGAAACUGUACUAACCAGACCAGUACUAACCAAUAGCGUUGCACUACCGCUUACUUGCUUCAAAUUUAAGGAAUACCUUGACUGAUGCAGAGUUGAUGAACUUUUCACAGACAAGAAAGUCUCUAAAAUAUAAAUAUAUGAGAACACAGCAUGACAUGAGAAUAAUACUCGUAAAACAACGUGUUUCAGCUCUGUUUGUCAGCUACAGAAGCACAUUUAUAAACCGAAGCGUGAAGUCGCCAUCUUAAACAGAGGAAUAGACUUUUUGUGUGAUUUGCUUGUCAGCCACUAGAUGGUGCCAUCGGAUAAGAGAAAUACCCCAGAAAGAAGCUUUAAAGCCCCAUUCCUGAACUUUGUGGGUAUGCGUUCUCUGUUGCCCUGUCCUGGCUUGCUGUGUAACGUCACUGUUGUAAAAUCAGAUCUCUCUGACAGCAUGUUUACUGGCUGUUUUCCAACUCGCAUGCCCAAACAAACACAUUAAGCGGCGUUUCUGUGUUGAAUAAAGUUUUAUCAGGACUGUAUAACAACUUUAUUCCCGACCAAACACAAUAACCCCCCGUUGAAAUAUUACUUACCUAUCCAUUAGCAGCACGGCUAAGUCAGAGUCUGUACAUGCUGUUCUUUCAAGAACAGCUCUCCAGCGAGAAAAAGCCGUCCCAACAUUAACUCUGGUCCUUGCUCUAUCACAUUCUCUUUUUCUAUUCCUAGAUUUCUCUGAUGAGGGAUUUCUAGCUUUCUUUGGUGGAUCUGCCAUUGCUCAAGUCUCUAAACCACGGGUCUACCACAGACAUAUGUAGACGCCCCGUGGGCUAGCGCUGCCAUAGUUGCUGGCCGCCAUUUUAAAUGGGUCUCCAUUCGCCCCCAGUGCAUUAGUUUCUGUUAAGGUAGGUGCUACUCAACUAGAAAACACAUUUUAUCAAGCGUUUUCACAAAAUCUGACACAAGUUGCUCACUCUGCAUUAAUUUUGGACUUUUCUACAAUCUGCUUUGGAGAGUGAGACCCAUCCGUAAAGCAACACGCAGUCAGUACUUCGACUGCGAGUCAAAAACUACAGUGUGGUAAACAUACGUGGGACCCCAUCACACUAUCACAGCUCAGAAAAUGAACAUAAUAGAUGAUAGUGUGCCACCAAAACUUCUAAAAAAAAAACAUUAUUUAAGAUGUAAAAGUUGCAGAAUGGGGCUUAAACAAGUUGUUCAGAACAAUAACAGCAAACAACAACACUUCAUCUGAUGCUGGAGUUAAACUACCGUAAUAAGUGUGGUAAAUCCCAGUCCUUGGAGGUGGGGGGAAACUGCCCUUCAUGUUUUAGAUCAGGAGCAUUUAAUUCUGGGCCUGGAGAGCUGGUAUCUAGAAUGUGUUAUUUUUAACUGUUUCAACACACCUGCUUUCAAUCAGCAGGUGAUUAACAGGCUUCUGCAGAGCCUGAUGAGCUGCUGCACAAGUGAUUCAACCACUGAAUCAAGUGUGUUGGAGCAGGGAAACCACUAAAACAUGCCAAUACCGGCCCUCCAAGCCCGGAAUUGAAUACCCCUGUUUUAGGUGUUUAUUCACUCCAACACAACAGAUUUUUUUUAUCUUUUGAUGCUGUUGUCUCUAACUUGACCACUAGAUGGCAGUAAAUGUUACAAACAUUACCUUUAAACUAGAAACUGUUCUGUGUUGCUUGGGUCAGAUCAGUUAAUCUUAUAAACCAGGCAACCAGUUUUAUGCACUCUUACUUUACUUUUAUUUCUAUUCAUUAUUAUUGGCCUUAUUGGUUUCUACAAUACUUUAUUAUGAUGCUUGGAAAUUGAUUAAAUCAGCUCAGAAGCUGAGUUCCUGUUUAUAAAUCAGAAGUCUGCAAAGUUAUGUUCUGGGAAAACUUGGCUCAGGAUAUCAGAGAGUUUUCUCCCAUCUCCCUGAGGUCCGCUCAGAUUCAGGGACAUAAUAUAAUACUAAUCUGAUAAAUGGACAGUUUCAUUAGAAAGCUCUGUGUCUUUAGUUCUUGACAUUCUACUAAACAGAUCUACUACUGCAGAAACAAACACUCCCCCUGCUGUUACACUCCUCCAGCACUUUAUUCUGAAUUUCACUCAUUUCCUUGUGUAAAUGAGAUUUUAAAACUUGUAGAUGUUUCCUGGUUAAAUAAAAAUAAUUCAGAAAACUGGACCAAUAACGGUAGCUUUGAUGUUCCCUUGAAGCAGCUAGCUGAGCCUUAAUGCUGCCUCUGAUUGGCUGCAGAGCCUCAUAAAUGUAAUCUGUGGUUUACCACACUGAGAACAUGCAGUUUUCUGUCUGGGUUAUUGGGUUCUGGUUCAUUUCCCAGCGCUCCUGUUUGUGUGUUCAUAGAAGAGUUGUGUUAAGAGUCUGAUCCGAGUUUAUCAUGAGGUGAUCACUUUUACUGAUCCAAUUAAACCCAGAAUGCUGAAACAAA
Messenger RNA from Nothobranchius furzeri (turquoise killifish), 5952 nucleotides. RefSeq names its product prolyl 4-hydroxylase subunit alpha-1. Gene Ontology annotation, cellular component: endoplasmic reticulum. NCBI's taxonomy places the organism in Eukaryota, Metazoa, Chordata, Actinopteri, Cyprinodontiformes, Nothobranchiidae. Gene Ontology annotation, biological process: peptidyl-proline hydroxylation to 4-hydroxy-L-proline. Gene Ontology annotation, molecular function: procollagen-proline 4-dioxygenase activity; protein binding; iron ion binding. The record is from RefSeq and is a predicted model, not a curated record.